UCGGCAUAUUGUAUUUGCAGCCAACUUCACGUUUGUAUUGUUGUCAUGUAGUUAAUAACAAAACUAAUUUAAAAGCGCUAUUAUGUUAUAAAAAUAAGAAAACCCGGUAUUAAAACGAUAAGUAAAAUUAUUUAUCAUCGAAAAAUCAGUCUUAACAAUAAAAUGAUGUGUUUUUAAAGUAAGAAAUUUGUAUUUAAAGUGACGUUUGACAAGUGCCAGCUCACCUUAGUAAAUAUUGUUGUUACGUGGUUUUGAAUUAAUAAAAUAUCAACUAAUAUGGCUUAUGAGGGUAUAAACGCACAAAUUGAAUUGUCGCCGGCUUUUAUAGCAAGCCUUCAAAAUGAUUUUAAGUCAUUGUCAGCCGAGUCGAAAAAGAAAUAUCCACAAGUUAAAGAAGCGUGUGAAGAAGCUAUAGGGAAGCUAAAAAAUGACGUAUCAACGCCACAAAUAUCUAUUUAUUCCCUCGUUAACCAAAUUAUAUACCCUUUAUCCCAAGGUUGUGAAACUAAAGAUGUGAAGAUUAUAAAACUAUGCUUGCAAAUAAUGCAGAAACUUAUAACCCACCAACUAAUAGACCAAAAAGGUGCAAUGUAUAUAACAAAUACUUUAUGGACUCUAAUGGAGUCUGGUAUAGAAGAGGUUAAAAUUCUGCAGUCGGUUACUCUAUUGUUGACUACAAACACUAUUGUACAUGGAGAUACAUUAGCAAAAACUUUAGUAUUAUGUUUUCGUCUUCACUUUGCCAAGAAUUCUACUACUAUUAAUACAGCUGGGGCCACAGUUAGACAGUUGGUUUCACUGGUUUUUGAAAGGGUUGUAGUGGAAGAUGAAAGAAUAUCUGGGGAAAAUAUUGCUACCAGUGUACCUCGGGAAUUUAAUGUUGAGGAAUUUAAGAUUGCCACAGGAACACCUCCAAAAGGUUUGCCACCAUGUGCACAAGACGCAUUUCUGUUAUUCCAAGAUUUGGUGCAAUUGGUGAAUGCAGACCAACCCCAUUGGUUGAUUGGUAUGACGGAAAUGACGCGGACGUUUGGUCUGGAACUGCUCGAGUCCGUUUUGACUCAAUUCAAUUAUGUUUUCUUUAAGAAUCCAGAAUUCAGCUGGUUGUUGAAAGAAAAAGUUUGUCCCUUAGUUAUAAAACUAUUCUCUCCAAAUAUAAAAUAUAGAAGCAACGUUCCUACAAACAUCCAACAGACUGCGCCUUUCGAAAAACCGUAUUUUCCUAUUAGCAUGCGGUUGCUAAGAGUUGUAUCCAUAUUGGUGCAAAAAUAUCACAGCCUUUUGGUGACUGAGUGCGAAAUAUUUUUGUCUCUAAUCGUUAAGUUCCUUGAUCCCGACAAACCGGCCUGGCAAAGAUCCUUGGCACUUGAAGUUUUGCAUAAAAUGACAAUACAACCAGCGUUGUUGCUUAGUUUUUGUCAGUGCUACGAUUUAAAGAAACACACAACGAGCAUUUUUCAAGAUAUUGUCAAUUCCCUGGGUGCUUAUGUACAGUCUUUGUUUGUUACACCACAGCAGCUGAAUAACUCAAUUUCGAUAAAUCAGCCCCAACAGCAGGUUUACUUGGGUGGUUUACCUACAGGACCAGGAGUGUCACCUCCACCAGGCUUUUCUUUAAGAGGUGUAUGGUUACCAAUUGUUGUGACAUUUCCUACAGGGCAAUGUAAAGCUAAUUUCUUGGAAAUGCUAGACAAAAUAGAUCCAGCUACUGUCCCCGAAGGUUACGGUAUUUCUGUAGCGUACGCUUGUCUUUUGGAAAUAAUACGCUCUCUGCAAAUUAUUUUGGGCCCCCAGACUGAGGAGGAACCCUUAUUUUUCGAAGAACCCUCCAAGCCGCUUAAAAGUCAACUGAUCAAUUCGAGUUGGUGUGGACUUUUGGCCGCCUUAAGUCCACUUGUGGACGCUAGUACCGACGAAUCUACAACUGAGACUGUUUUGAAGUCCAUACAGACGUACAUAUCGUUAUGUGGCGAGUUAGACUUGCAAACGCCCAGAGAUGCUUUUAUCACAGCAAUAUGUAAAUCUUCUUUGCCGCCACAUUAUGCUUUGACUGUGUUGAAUACAGUCACUUCAGGGGUUAAUUUACGGCAAAGUCAUCAUAGAGACAGUCAGGACUUGAGUUCUCUUAUGGGGCAGUAUGGCGAGGGUGAUUUCAGACAGCAGGUGGUAGCAGUCGGAACACCUUUACCGACUUCGUCUAUACCUGCUGGUACCCAGCAAGGCCCUGUGAUGUUGACUAAUAAAAACUUACAAUCCAUGAGAGCGUUGCUUAGUCUUGCGCACUGCCAUGGGAGUAUAUUGGGGACUUCAUGGCAUUUAGUGUUGACGACGUUGCAACAUUUGGUAUGGAUAUUGGGGUUAAAACCUUCCACAGGGGGUAGCUUGAAGGCUGGCCGUACGGAGCAAAACGCCGGCAUACAAACCUCAGUAAUGGCUGAUUUACCAGUGCUAUCAACCAUGCUGUCCAGAUUAUUCGAAUCCAGUCAAUACCUCGACGACGUGGCCCUGCACCAUCUCAUCAACGCCCUCUGUAAAUUAUCGCAAGAAGCAAUGGAACUUGCUUACUCUAACCGCGAGCCGUCACUGUUCGCUGUGGCCAAGUUGCUUGAAACCGGCAUUGUCAACAUGUCGCGCAUCGAAGUAUUGUGGAGACCAUUAACGAAUCAUCUUCUCGAAGUUUGCCAUCAUCCACACAUCAGAAUGAGAGAGUGGGGCGUCGAAGCAAUAACUUACCUGGUUAAGGCUGCUCUGCACUAUAAACACGCCACUCCGUUAAGGGAGAACCAGAAGUUGCAAACGUUAUUGCUCGGCCCUCUGUAUGAAUUAUCAUCGGUCCCGCAUGGAGAUGUGCGAUUGAGACAGCUCGAGUGCGUUCUCAACAUAUUGCAUAGCGCUGGAGAAACCUUAUCACAUGGCUGGCCCUUGAUUUUAGGCAUAACAGGCGCCGUUAAUGAUCAACACGGUGAAAGUUUGAUACGUACAGCCUUCCAAUGCCUCCAAUUGAUAAUCACGGAUUUCCUGCCGGUGAUGCCAUGUCGCUGCUUACCGCAAUGCGUGGACACUGUUGCGAAAUUUGGAGCCCAAACGGAAGAACUAAACAUAUCGCUGACAGCGGUGGGCCUAAUGUGGAACAUUGCGGAUUAUUUCCAUCAAAAUCAAGGCAAAUUGAGCUUGAAUUUAACGGAUGAAAAUACAGUAUUGCCGGAUUUCCCCGGUACAUUGAAUAUGUCCAGCUUUGAUAAGCUGUGGAUGUGUUUGUACGCUAGGUUAGGUGAGCUUUGUGUGGAUAGUAGACCGGCUGUGAGAAAAUCUGCGGGGCAAACUUUAUUUGCAACUAUAUCGGCGCAUGGUAGUCUCUUGAGGCAGUCGACGUGGCAAGCCAUAUUGUGGCAAGUAUUGUUUCCCUUGUUGGAUAAAGUCCGAAACUUAUCAAGCUCUGCCAGCACGGAUAAAGUGGAUUCUGAUGGUGUUAUAAUGAUACACCAUACACGAAACACUGCGCAGAAGCAGUGGGCCGAAACGCAAGUCCUCACCUUAUCCGGCGUUGCCAAAGUGUUCAACACAAAGCGACAACUACUGCAAGCCUUGGGCGAUUUCCCUCGCGCUUGGUCGAUUCUACUGGAGUUCAUAGAAAACGCAGCGCUGAGCAAAAACAACGAAGUUUCCAUAGCCGCCCUGAAGGCAUUUCAAGAAAUUUUGUUUCAAAAAAAAUCCAGCAAUCCAGACCAAAAACCAGUAUUAGCCGACGACAGGGAGAUAUGGUCGGUAGCGUGGAAGGUGUGGGUGAAAAUCGGCACUAACAUCACCGUACCUGACCACGAAAUAACAGAAGACUACUACAUCCCCAGCCAAACCUACUUAAUUUCGCUGGUGCAGAUAUUCCCGAACAUUUUCCUGCACACAAAAAGCAAUUUCACCUUGGAAGACUUAAAGCAGUUAGGGACCGUUCUAACAAACGUCGUUAGCGUGCCUGUAUACGGCGAAACAACCACUUAUAUCAUAUCAAAUUCAUCCGCAGAUUACACUUUAACCCCACUGCAUAGCGGCGUACUGCACACAAUGGAGCUCCUGCAAAAAGAAGUCAUGUCCAGAAACUCCCACAAAAUGUUGCCGGAAAUCUUCAAACGUCUCCUCACCUUCGCCAAAUUCACUUGCACGCCUCCACCGCACACAAAGCUGGAAAAUAACAAAUCCAAAGUAUCCGACUGGAUCACCAUGAAUUAUGUUCCAUUCGGAGAAAAAGCCAUCACGAUGGCUGUCAAGCUGUACGAAAAAACAGCAGAUAACCCCGAGGUAGUCGGCGCGAAUAUUUUACACGACAUUAUUGCAACUUUGCACACUCCCCUGGCAUUGAAAUACGGCUGCAUUUCCAGCAGUGUUUGGAAGUUGGCCGCAAGCAGCCUUCUCACCGUCCUAAGAAUCGGUUUAAAAGUCGCCAGAACGCAGGGCAACCAGUUUUUCUCCAUGUGGAACGAACUGGCGGUUACACUCAACGAUUUUCUCUUUCCCAACGCGUGUCCUCCUUCUGACAAAGGUUUAGACGAAAUGGUUUUAGACGAGACCACGGACUGCCAGAUAAUAGAGCUGCUGAAAACCGAGGUUCUGCCGCACUCGAGCUGUAUACCAAAAGAGUUUAUAAUGCAAGUAGUCAUACUACUCAAUAAAGGCUCAAUACAUUCCGCAACAAACGUGAAAACCGAUUGUGAUAUGGAGAUGACUCUGCGCGAGGAGUUCGCCAAAACUUGCUUCGAAACGUUAUUGCAGUUUUCCCUUAUUGACGGCUACAGUAAGGAGCUAAUGGCGAGCGGGGAUGAGAAAAAUAAUAUCGCCGGACAACUGGCUGUCACCUCGUUGUUGCACAGAUUUCAGGAAGUGUUGAAGAAGUAUAUUGAAGAUGAGAAACUUAGCGGCAAAUGUCCACUUCCAAGGUAUCGUUUACAUGAAAUAUCUUUCGUCUUAAAAGCGCUUACAACUUUAAUUAUAUCAAUGAAAAAGGCUAAUACUGUUAAAGAUGAUAAUAAGGCAUGGGAACAAUUGAUAAGUUUAUAUCCAUAUUUGGUGGAGUGUACAACUACAAAUUCGACACAAGUUUCUAGGCCCCUCAGGGAGGCUCUACUUCAGUUCUGUGAUUUACUAACCCCGCCAUGCAGUAAAGCAGCUGUAGGUGUUAAAAAUGCAAACACCUUGAUUAACUAAACAUUUUUGUUUUUUUUUUUGUAAAGUUUUUGUACCUGUGCUAAAGAGAUAUUAUUUCUGUUUUAAUCUGCGAUUUUACAUUUUUAUUAUACCUACUGCCAUAAACAGUUUGGCACAGCACCCACAAUUGAUUUUAAUUACUACUCCCUGUGUAAAUAAUUAAUAUUUAGCAUGUUUUCAAUAAUUUUUA
This is a messenger RNA of Brassicogethes aeneus, 5386 nucleotides long. NCBI's taxonomy places the organism in Eukaryota, Metazoa, Arthropoda, Insecta, Coleoptera, Nitidulidae. The record is from the annotation of a GenBank genome assembly.